Messenger RNA from Entrophospora candida, 1167 nucleotides. Lineage: Eukaryota; Fungi; Glomeromycota; Glomeromycetes; Entrophosporales; Entrophosporaceae. The record is from the annotation of a GenBank genome assembly.
AUGGUGAGAACAGUAACGUCUGAUUGUUUAACUGGUGAUGACCAAACUGACUAUUUUCCUGAUAAAAUACCAGCAGCUGAACAAGGUCUUGAUUUUGGUUUCACUCUAGAAUAUCAUAAUACUUAUAAAAUUGUAACCAAUUUAAAAACUAAGGAAGUUUACGUGUUAUAUUGUUCAAGCGCAAAACCAAACAAUACUAAUAUACCAAAUACUGCUAAAGCUUUUAUUCAAAUACCAGUUAAAAAUGUUGCUGGUUUAGAAAACUCUACUGUUUCAUUUUUAGAGAUUUUAGGAGUUCAAUCAACAUUAAAAUAUGUUACAAAUAACGCAACUAUUGUUUCUCCAUGUCUACAAAAAAAUAACUCGAUAGAAUCAUUUGGCCUAAAUAUAACAAAUGUAGACGUUGUAUUUACUGAUGGAACUUCUUUAAAUUCAGGAAAAGAUGUUUCUGUUUCUAUAGAUGAUGAUUUAUCACCAAUAAGAAAAUCAGAAUGGAUCAAAUUUAUUUCUUCAUUCUAUAAUCUUGAAAAAACUGCUUUGAAUUCUUUAAAUGCGUUAAAAAUCAUUUACGCUUGUAAUAAAAAUAAUCUUGCAAACAUUCCAAACGACAAAAAGAAACAAAUUGCUUGGGUGGCUUAUAAUAAUGACACAAAUCAGUAUAGUGCAACUACAUUGGAUAUUACAAAAACAUCCGCUACAAGUUCUAUACAAGAUUUUCAAAAAAUGAUUGCAUCUGCACAUAUUGUAAUUGACCAAACAAAGCUUGUGUAUCCCAACGAUAAAUAUGAGUAUUGGAGUAAAUUAUUUGGCUAUUAUAAUUUGAAUCCAAAUGACAAAGAAAACCCUCCUCCAUACUUUAUAAAAAAUAAAUUAGUAUUUCGUACUUCUAAAACUAAAAAUGCUUUAGGUUUUAGUGAUUGGAAUGAACGUUCUUCAUCUAGACCUGACAUUGCCAUACAAGAUUUAAUAGCCGUGCAGUAUCCAACUUAUCAACCAAAUUAUAAGAUCACAUGGUUGGAAAGAUUUUUUGAUUCUGUUAGUGGAAAUAUAAUCACAAAGGAGAAUUGUACUACAGAUUUAGAAAAUGCUUCGACUCUACCAAUAAGUGAUUUUGAAUUGAAGGAUGAACCAGAAAUUCAACUUAGUGAUGUUAAGGAUGUUAAAUAA